GAAUGGGUUGGACAUGGAAGAAGGAAUACUUGGAUGUAAUACUAGUCCCAAGUGGGUUACUGAUCAUGUUUGGCUAUCAUUUCUUGCUUCUACACAGACACUUCAGACGUCCCGACACCACGUCCAUGGGCCGUGACAACUUUUACAGGGGAGCUUGGGUUGACAAAAUGAUGCAGGUUGAAUGCAAGGACAGAAGCCAAGCUUUGACAGUGAUCAACAACAACAUUUCAGCAGCAUUUUCCCUCUCCUCAAUCUCCAUGGUUGUAAGCUCUCUAAUCGGGACAUGGUUCGUAGGCACAAGCACCUUCACAAGCACCCUCAUCUAUGGAGACACAAGCCAAUCAAUCAUUGCCUUCAAACACAUAAGUCUGCUCAUCUGCUUCCUGGUGGCUUUUGCUGCUUUUUUGCAAAGUGCCAGAUGCUACGUUCAUUCAAGUUUCCUCAUAACCAUGCCAAACACUGACGUUCCGAUGGCUCACGUCCGGAAGGCGGUGGUGUCCGGGAGUAAUUGCUGGUCGGUCGGAAUGCGUGCCCUGUACUUUGCCAUCACUUUGUUGCUAUGGGUUUUUGGUCCGAUUCCCAUGUUUGUUUGCUCUGUGGUUAUGGUGGUGAUGUUGUAUAACCUAGACUGGAAUACAACUCCGCUGCUUCCGUAUCAACCGGCGAUGGAAGGGCGUGACCUUUUGAAGAAGAUUAGUCAGGAAGUGACUGCUGUGGGUAGAGCUAUUGGUCAGGAAGUAACUGCAGUGGGUAGAGCUUUUGAGCACCAUGGGAGACCAUAGGGGAGUCAAAGCAGAACCUUCUCAGGUGAAGAACAAUGAGCCAGAGCCUACAACCACAAGAAUAAAGCAAGAGAGAUACCCACAUGUAUUUUCUCUAAUGGCAUGAAGUACCUGAGCCUCAAGCUUUUCUUGUUAGUUAUCUUGACUUUAGAACAGCUGUGCAGAUUGAAAACAGCAGAAUCUAACAUUACUUUUUUGCAGUUUCUGUUUGUGAUGUAUCGAUUGUAUGCAAACAGCAGAAUCAUGAGAAGGGACUUAAUGCCUAAACUGCCAUGUUGCUCUUGAAGGAUUGAGCGAGUUGAUUUAAUUAGUUGGAUUUGAGUGAAAAAAAACAUACCAAACAUUGUUCAAUGAUGUCAAAA
Messenger RNA from Rhododendron vialii, 1144 nucleotides. RefSeq lists its product as uncharacterized. The record is from RefSeq and is a predicted model, not a curated record. The coding region runs from base 3 to 782 and encodes 259 amino acids. Lineage: Eukaryota; Viridiplantae; Streptophyta; Magnoliopsida; Ericales; Ericaceae. The transcript has 2 exons.